AUGAACGGCGAAGACCCACCCGAGCGGCCCGAUUACAUCACCAGCAUCAUCAACGGCCUCGAGCGGUACAAUCCAGAGGCCGUCGGCUCACUCGAGACGUAUCUGACGGAGCAAUGCGAUCAGAAGUAUUGCGACUGCAGUGCCAACCGGACACUGCUGAAGCUCUACCAACUUAAUCCUGACCGGAUCAAGGAUGAGGUCGUCACCAACGUCCUCGUCAAAGCCAUGACGCAGUUCCCCUCGGCACAAUUCUCUCUCGCACUCCACCUUAUCAACCCCUCGGUCGCCGCCACGGGCGAGCUGCACGAGGCCCUGACCAAGCUGCGCACGCUCAACUCCCAGCUCGAGGGCGCGCAGUACACCCAGUUCUGGGCCAACGUGGACGGCGACGACCUCUGCGCCGACCUCGUCGCCGAUAUCUCGGGCUUCGAGGACAUGAUCCGGCACCGCAUCGCCUUGCUGGUCUCGCAGGCUUUUAGGGAGAUUAACCUCAGCCACCUGGAAUCAUGGCUCGGCCUGAGCGAGGACGCCACCAAGAAGUUCGUCAUGGAUGUCUGCGGCUGGGGGGUCGACGGCGACGGCAGCAUCAAGAUCCCUUCGAAUCCGGACAAUGAGGCUAAGAAGGCGGAGAUUCGCGAGGACGUCAACGUCGACCAGUUUGCGAGGGUGAUUCGGAGGUCCUGGGAGACGACCGCAUGA
Messenger RNA from Hirsutella rhossiliensis, 699 nucleotides. Its product is annotated as CSN8/PSMD8/EIF3K family domain-containing protein. Gene Ontology annotation, biological process: regulation of translational initiation. Gene Ontology annotation, molecular function: ribosome binding; translation initiation factor activity. The coding region runs from base 1 to 699 and encodes 232 amino acids. Gene Ontology annotation, cellular component: cytoplasm; eukaryotic translation initiation factor 3 complex. NCBI's taxonomy places the organism in Eukaryota, Fungi, Ascomycota, Sordariomycetes, Hypocreales, Ophiocordycipitaceae. The record is from RefSeq and is a predicted model, not a curated record. The transcript is spliced from 2 exons.